Messenger RNA from Triticum dicoccoides, 1044 nucleotides. RefSeq lists its product as uncharacterized. Lineage: Eukaryota; Viridiplantae; Streptophyta; Magnoliopsida; Poales; Poaceae. The record is from RefSeq and is a predicted model, not a curated record. The transcript is spliced from 2 exons. The coding region runs from base 566 to 964 and encodes 132 amino acids.
CAUCCCAGCCUUAUCUUCUCGCAAGCUCUCUUCUCCACAUGUUCUCUCCUUUUUUUCCCCUAGCAUCCUCAUUAGUUACAGCAGAGAAGAGGCCAUUGACCCCAUGGCGAGCACCACCAACCAGCACAGUUGGGAACGAAAACGGGCCGCCGCCGACAGCCGCAUGAUUCUACUCUGCCCCAACACCACCCCUGUUGCAAACAUUAAUUGGGUGGAGCAGCCACCCUGCUGCUGCGUUCACGCCAUGGCCAGUAGCCGCCAUUAACGCAAGCAGGCCAGAACCUCAACCGGCAACACAAACGGCGAGGUGACAGCAAGGUCAGGGGGAGGGCGACUCCGGCCAGCACCGCUGUAAGGUUCCUGCUCGCCAUUGCCACUCCAAGCUUAAAUCCAUGUUUUUUUUGCAGCACCACCAUUGCUGCGACGUGCCAUCUCCCUCAACUCCGGCCGUCGUCACACGGCGGUGCUGCGUUACAACGCCACCGGUGCUACCAGUGGAGGAGGCUGCGGUGAGCACAUUUGCUGCUGCUUAUUGCACAACACAACUGGUACUGUCAGGGUAGUCAUGCGGCUCGUCGGAGCGUGCGUCGAGGCAACUCUUUCAACUCCGAUGGAAGCAAAGCCGGCGCUACAAUGGAACUUCGCUGGAGCUGCAAUGGAGUUCGCCGGACGCCGUCGAUGCUGCGUCGGAGCUCUGCCGGACGACGUCGGUGCUACGUUGGAGCUCUGUCGGGGCUGCAAUGGAGCUUCGCCGAACGACGUCAGUGCUUCGUUGGAGCUCCGUCGGGGUUGCAAUGGAGCUUCGCCGGACGUUGUCAGUUUGUCGGGGCUGCAUUGGAGCUAUCGCCGGGCCGUGCUGUGCUACAGUGAAGCUUUGACAGGUGCCAGCAGCACUACGUUGAAGCUGGUCUGCUGCCGUGGCUUUGCUGCAUCGAACGGCCACCAGCACGCUAAUCCGUCCUAAAGAAAUUAUCCGGUUUAUUUGUAGCAUGCGCCAUGAUGUUUUGAUGAAUAGAUUAAAUGUUCUUCUAGCAAAAAAUAAUA